Messenger RNA from Owenia fusiformis, 1651 nucleotides. NCBI's taxonomy places the organism in Eukaryota, Metazoa, Annelida, Polychaeta, Sabellida, Oweniidae. The record is from the annotation of a GenBank genome assembly.
AAAGUUUGUUUAAGUGUCUAUCUAUUAAAUCACAGGGCAGGAUGAUUCUAAACCGAUUUGCUGACUUUGAUUGAUAAAAAGAGAGAAAUCGUGUUCGAGCACCUGUUCAAGAUGGCGACCCCCGGAAAAAGAACGAAAUCGCGUGAAGAUGAGAGAAAAGGACUAUGGAAUGUUUUCUGAGUGUGUAUAGAAAGUAAAAAAAAUUAGAUAUGUCCACGGAACAAAUUUCUCCCACAAAUGAAAACAUGGCGGAUGAAGUUUGGAGAAAUAUUUCUUCAAAUCUUGAACAAAAUGGGAGCUAACGCUUCACAAUUAGAAAAGGAGAUAGGCUCUGAACAGUUCCCUACUAAUGAGCACUACUUUGGAUUAGUUAAUUUUGGUAACACAUGUUAUUGUAACUCUGUCUUACAAGCCUUGUAUUUCUGCCGGCCAUUUAGAGAGAAGGUUCUCCAAUAUAAACAGCAACAGAAGAAUGCCAAGAAAGAGACUUUGUUAUCAUGUCUAGGGGAUUUGUUUCAUAGUAUAGCCACAUCAAAGAAAAAAGUCGGGACCAUCGCUCCUAAGAAAUUUAUACAAAGAUUACGAAAAGAAAAUGAGUUGUUUGACAACUACAUGCAGCAAGAUGCACAUGAAUUUCUCAACUACCUGCUGAACACAGUUGGAGAUAUAUUAACAGAAGAGAAGAAAGCAGGAAAAGUGAAGAAUGGGCCCACAUUGGGACACAGCCCACCUAGGAAUGACUCUACAUGGGUACAUGAUAUAUUUCAGGGGACGCUCACUAAUGAGACAAGAUGCUUAAAUUGUGAAACUGUUUCAAGCAAGGAUGAAGAUUUCCUUGACUUAUCAGUAGAUGUGGAACAAAACACAUCAAUAACCCACUGUCUCCGGGGGUUUAGCAACACGGAGACCCUAUGUAGCGAUUGUAAAUAUUAUUGUGAAGUCUGCUGUAGCAAACAAGAGGCACAAAAACGAAUGCGUGUCAAAAAGCUGCCACACAUUUUAGCUCUACACCUGAAGAGGUUUAAGUAUAUGGAACAACUGAACAGAUUUACGAAGCUUUCAUACAGGGUCGUCUUUCCAUUGGAAUUAAGGCUUUUCAACACAUCAGACGAUGCAUUCAACCCUGAGAGAAUGUUUGACCUAAUUGCCGUGGUGAUACACUGUGGCAGUGGCCCCAAUAGAGGGCAUUAUAUAAGUAUUGUGAAGAGCCAUGGGUUUUGGUUACUAUUUGAUGAUGACAUAGUUGAUAAAAUAGAUGCUUCUGCAAUUGAGGAAUUCUAUGGACUAACGUCAGAUUUACAGAAAAACUCUGAAUCUGGAUAUAUUCUGUUUUACCAGUCACGGGAAUAGCGCAUUCUGGGAAGAUGUAUGUUCUCGUAAAUUAUAUCAAUUGUUAAGUGCAGUUUAAAGCUGAUAUGAAUCAAGAAAGGAAUUGCCAAGUGGAUAUGGUUUAUAUCCAAGUGAAUAUGGGUAAUAUCCACCUAUAAAUGUCAGGAUGUGACAAAAAUUGAACAAAACUAGUGCAGUGUUAUUGUCACAGAUUGGAAAUUGUUCACAUUAUUAGUAUUGGUUUAUCUUCGAGGAUAUGAUUUUUUCCCUGGUGAAUAUGCUUUUUAUUCACUCAAUGUGUAUGUUAAUUAGUGAGGUUAGA